Drosophila gunungcola (fruit fly) is the source of this 1669-nucleotide messenger RNA. Its product is annotated as vanin-like protein 2. The coding region runs from base 50 to 1603 and encodes 517 amino acids. Gene Ontology annotation, molecular function: hydrolase activity, acting on carbon-nitrogen (but not peptide) bonds, in linear amides. Lineage: Eukaryota; Metazoa; Arthropoda; Insecta; Diptera; Drosophilidae. The record is from RefSeq and is a predicted model, not a curated record. The transcript is spliced from 4 exons.
AGUUUGGAAGUUGGCAAGUCAUUUGCCAAUAUCUAAGUGUUCAAAGAGCAUGGCGAAAUAUUCUUCAGGGUUUUUCCUUUUUUGCAUAACCCUGGGGUUAAUGUUCGAAUUGAGCCAACAGGCUUCAGUUUCAAAGAGGGAUUACUAUACGGCUGGUGUGGUGGAGUUCAGGCCCUCGAAUCUAGUGUCCGAUAAUCUAGCCGCCUAUUUGGAGAUCAUUCAGUCGAAAAAUGCCAGCUUCACGGAUAUUAUUGUGUUCCCCGAGAGCACCCUCAACGAUAUGGGUGCCACGAGCUUUGUGCCCAAUCCCGAGCAUCUGAUAAAUCCCUGCUUGAGUGAUCCGAAAGCCACUUAUUACGAGGACUUUCUGGUGAUCCUGUCGUGUGCGGCACGCAAUGCCAGCAAAUAUAUUGUGAUAAAUCUGACGGAGAAGCAAAUGUGCGAGGAUGUGCCGGAGGAUUCGAGACCCUGUGCUUUGGAUGGCUUCAAUGUGUUCAACACCAAUGUGGUCUUCGAUCGCCAGGGAGUGGUGGUGUCCAGAUACCGAAAGGUUCAUCUCUACGGCGAGCCCAAGAACAGCACCUUCCGGCCGGAACUGAGCACUUUCGAGACGGACUUCGGGGUCACCUUCGGGCACUUCAUCUGCUUCGACAUCCUGUUCUACACUCCUGCCCACCAGCUGGUGGAUCAGGGAGUCACGGACUUUGUCUACCCGGCCAUGUGGUUCUCCCAACUGCCUUUUCUCACAGCCGUUCAGAUCCAACUGGGCUGGGCGUAUGCGAACGAUGUGAAUCUGCUGGCGUCCGGGGCAAGUGAUCCCGCCAUGGGAACCAGUGGCUCGGGGAUUUACCAUGGACGCAGUGGCUCAUUGGAGAGGGUGAUGCGCCAGGAUGCCGGGGAGCGGACCAUAUAUGUGGCGCAGUUGCCCAAAUACAAGGGCCGGAGGCGGAUGAAGAGGGAUCUCAGGGAUCACCAGGUGGCCACCGGUUCCAGAUUCAACAUAAAGCGCGAUUAUCUGGAGAAUUUCAGCAGCGAGGAGCUGCCAGUUGAAUCCGGAAAGAAUGGCCAUCUCAGCAAGAUUCUAUGCCACGGUGACUUUUGCUGUCACUACGACUUGGCCUGGAGAUCCCUGGCAAAUCCCGCAGAGAACUCCAGUUCCUAUAGCUAUCGAAUUGGAAUUUUCGAGGGUUGGCGCAAUGAAAAGCGACUGGAUGUGAAUUAUAUACGCAAUUGUGGAUUGUUCACCUGUUCGGGGAAUUCCAUAGACGAUUGUGGUCGGCUGCUGCCUGACCUUGAGCAUCCGCUGGUGACCUUCACCCAUCUGGAAAUCAGGGUCACCUAUCCACAGUCACGGGAGUUCCUUCUCUUGCCCGACACCCUGCUCGAUAAUCUUCUGCCUCUGGAGCCGAAAUAUUUCGAAUGGUCUCGACAGCAGACCUCCGAGGAGGGCCACCAAGUGCGAUUUGGCUUAAGGCAAUCGCAGGAGGUCAGUAACCUCUUGACCUUUGCCAUUUAUGGCAACUACUACUACAACGAUUGCACUUUUGGUGUGGGCACCGUCGAGGAGCAAUUGGCCUGCGGUUUCAAGCAUCCUAAAAUAUAAAAAGGAUCCAGUAAACAAUGAACCCCCAAUGACAUUAAAAACUGAGAAAUUUGAUUAAAAAUUUGC